AUGGAUGACUACGACAACGAGAAGCUGGCGUUACAGCUCCAAUAUACCAACAUCCAGGGAAGCUUACAGCUGCUCCGCAAUGACCGUGACAAACUCGAACUCACAGAGGGCGAAAAGUCACUCGUGAAGAGAAAGCGAGUGGACGACGUAUUAAAUGACCGUGAGGUUGCUCUCAUUUCCCUUGACACCGAGAUCGAGAGACAGGAGAGAAUCGCUGAAAAUAUUACCCUGGCACUGAAAGUCAACUUUGCCAUCGAAAUCAGCGAUGAUGAACCAGGACUAGGACUCGGAUCCGGACUCGGAUCUGGGAAGCGAAGUAAACGUACUGGCGCCUCCCACCGCAACCCAGAAGUAGUAUCCCUUCUAGACAUCGACGCCCUCGAUGACUCUGAGCUUAAACCUGGACAUAAACCCCGAGCUGAUCCCGUGAUAAUCGACCUUACUGGAAGCGACGAUGAAGAUGUGUACUUUAUCAAAGAACGCACCGGGCCAUCAGCCAAUACGCGGUCCAAGAUGAGGAAAGAGCGUGAAACCACCACGACAACGUGCACAGCCUGUCUGGAGUCAUUUAAAAAAUCUGAGACCUUCUCCGGAAAAUGCGGACAUGCGUUCUGCAACGCCUGUCUCAGAACAAUGUUCCUAAUGGCGACGCAGGACGAACAGCUCUACCCACCGCGCUGCUGCAGCGAACCGGUCAAGCCAAAGAGCUUACUCCAGAUCCUAGACUUUGACCAAAUCUACGCUUUUGACGAGAAAGCCAUCGAAUAUUCCGCCAAGGAUAGACUCUACUGCUCCGAACCGACUUGUUCGAAAUUCAUUCCCAAGACGGCGAUCAAGCACGAGAUUGCGACUUGUCCCGCUUGCAAGAAGCAGACUCAUGAGCUUUGCCGCUCUCCUGUUCACCCCGGUAUCGAUUGCCCAAUGGACCAGGCGCUGCAAAGCUUGUUGAAACUUGCGAAGGACAAUAAGUGGAAGCGGUGCCCGAAAUGUCAUGCCAUGGUUAGCCUCACUAGUGGAUGUGCUCAUAUUUGGUGCCGUUGUAGCCAUGAAUUCUGCUACGAAUGCGAGAUGCCUUGGAAGACCUGCCAGUGUGCUACAUGGCCUGCUGGAUAUCGUCAUCACUAA
This is a messenger RNA of Penicillium manginii, 1125 nucleotides long. Its product is annotated as E3 ubiquitin-protein ligase. Bases 1 to 1125 code for a protein of 374 amino acids. Gene Ontology annotation, molecular function: ubiquitin protein ligase activity; zinc ion binding; ubiquitin conjugating enzyme binding. Gene Ontology annotation, cellular component: ubiquitin ligase complex; cytoplasm. The record is from RefSeq and is a predicted model, not a curated record. Gene Ontology annotation, biological process: protein polyubiquitination; ubiquitin-dependent protein catabolic process; positive regulation of proteasomal ubiquitin-dependent protein catabolic process. NCBI's taxonomy places the organism in Eukaryota, Fungi, Ascomycota, Eurotiomycetes, Eurotiales, Aspergillaceae. The transcript is spliced from 2 exons.